CCCUCGUCGUUCGACCAUCCCAUACGAGAGCAUUACGCCCCCUAUUUCCUACCCAUAGAAACACCAGAAACAAUUCGAGGAGGAGCAUAAUUGAAGAUAUUGAGAGAUGGCUACGCGGCCCACAACUCCGGCAUCUCCAAAGAAUGCCAAGAUCAAGACUCCGGCGCCGGGGACUCCGAUGUACGGCUGUGAACAUGUCCAACGGCUCUUUAGCCAGGCCCAAGAGGUCACCAACACAUCCAUUGCCCAUUACAGGAUGAUUCUGCGUGUCAUAUACGACAACACCGCCCUAGUACCCCAAACCUCGAAGUCUCCAACCGGACAAGCCGUCACGUCCUUGACCUCGAAUUACCUUUGCUUACAAUGCCCCGCGAUACUCGCAGAGGAGGAGCGCCUCAAACAUGGAAACAAGAAAUCCCAUCGCUUCUAUGUUGACUCUAGGAGUGGUUCUCUGUAUUGCCAAAUGUGCGAUGACCUUGUGUGGGAUCCAACAUUAGAAGAUUUGAGGGUGAGGAAGAUGGGCAACAGUUCUUUUUGGAAUCGGAAAAGGAAACACGAGGAGAUCUUCUCAGACCCCGUCAAGGAGGACCCGCGAUACAUUUCGUCCAACACCACAAUGGCUUCUUGCCGAGCCAGCGGUCUCCGGGGUAUCUACAAUGCUGGCGCCACCUGCUACCAAAACGUUGUAUUGCAGAGCUUCCUCCACAACCCUAUACUGCGCAACUUCUACCUUAGCGACGGCCACCAGAGCGGGAGCUGCGACCAGCAAUACUGCCUGAGCUGCGCCAUGGACGACAUGUUCCAAGACUUCUACGCAGCCGAGAAUACCAACGGUUACACGGCCGCCAACAUCCUCUCCGGAUUCUGGAUCAGCGAGAAAAAGGCGUUCGAGAACCUUGUGACGACCAAGGAGCAAGACGCGCACGAGUUCUUCCAGUUCCUCGCCGAGGAGCUGCACGAGCGCAACGGUGACGGCAAGAAACCCGAGAUCGGCAGCGAGCACAGCUGCAACUGCAUCGUCCACCAAAUCUUCUACGGAAAACUGCAGAGCACCACCACAUGUCAGCACUGUAGCGGCGUUACGAACCAGGUUCAGAGCUUCCUGGAUCUCAGCCUCCCCCUCGAUAACCUUGCGCAGAAGAAAGGCAAGAAGGGCGUGGCUAAAGCGCCGCCGCUCUCGUUGCAGGAAUGUCUGGAUGAGGAGUACAUCAAGUCAGACAAGUGCGAGUAUCGGUGCCAUAGCUGCAGCUCAACACAGCAGGCCCGGAGACAGACGAGCAUCAAACUUUUACCCAAUGUUCUGUCCAUCCAGUUUAAGAGAUUCGAGUUCAAGCAAGGCCGAAAUGAGCGCGCGGCAAAGAUUGAUACUCCGGUGUCAUUCCCCUUGGAGCUGAAUAUGCUCCCGUACACCAAUCGUGCGCGGAGCCAGGACGCCAAAGAGAACUACGAGCUCGCGCGGACCUGCACCUACGACCUCUUUAGCGUGGUGGUACAUGUCGGAGAGAUCGAUACCGGCCAUUACGUUGCGUACUGCAGGGUCGGUGACCAGUGGUUUGCUUUCAACGACCAUCGAGUCGAGCUUGCCAGCAAGUCGGAAGUGUUGAGUGCACGGGCGUAUCUGCUAUUCUACAUCGUUAGGUAUCUGUCAUGAGAUGGCACAGUUCAUGGCCAAAGGCAGAGAGAGCCCAUCUGGGCUCAGACCUUGGCCAGAUAGUUGCUGAAGGCGAUGCACAUUUUCGCUCUCAGGCUCGUUCAGGGACAGGAUAUAAUCCAGGCGUAUCGGUUACUGGUUGUCUACCCCAUACAUGUAUAUAUCUGUUAGGAAAACCGGGAACUAAGUUGGGGUAUGAGACGGGCACUCAUAGCUAGCAUCGCAUAAACAUCGUGGCCAAGGCGCAUCAGAAUAAAAACUGCAUCAUAUAUUUC
This is a messenger RNA of Phialemonium atrogriseum, 1926 nucleotides long. RefSeq names its product putative ubiquitin carboxyl-terminal hydrolase. The transcript has 6 exons. Lineage: Eukaryota; Fungi; Ascomycota; Sordariomycetes; Cephalothecales; Cephalothecaceae. Gene Ontology annotation, molecular function: cysteine-type deubiquitinase activity; zinc ion binding. The coding region runs from base 107 to 1651 and encodes 514 amino acids. The record is from RefSeq and is a predicted model, not a curated record. Gene Ontology annotation, biological process: protein deubiquitination.